AUGAACAAGUCAAGGGAUUGGAAUAUUGUAGAUGAUGAAUUAAAUCGAAAAUUAAAAUAGUUAUAUGAAAUAAGAUCAUAAUUAGAUGAUUAAUCUACUGAGCAGCUACUUUAAAAUAAGGAUUAAAAUUAGGGUAUGCAUAAUCUAAUUCAAAUUUAGAGUAUAAUAGCGAUGUUAAUUAUUAUAAGGAAUUUUGGAGAUAUUACAUACUAAAUGAGAUGGCUAUAAAAAAAGUUAAUGAACUUCAUUCUUAAAAUUAAAAAUUACAUGAAUUAAUAGGAGAUAUAGAUGUAUUUCUAAGUGAUAUUAUUAAGAAAUUAUAAUAAGAAUUGCAUAUUGCUCUAAGUUAUCGUCAUAAAAAGAAAAAUAGAAGGACUUCAUAAGAGAUUGAGAAGAGUUAUAUUUGUCCUUAUGAAAAAUGCAAUAAAUAGUAUGGAAGUGAUGUUUCUUUGAAUUUGCAUAUCAAAUUGAAACAUGAUGGAGGUAAUAAAACUGACAGAGAAAAGUUUGCUGUAAAAACAUUUACUAUUCUUUUAAUUAGAAAAUGAUUAUUGAGGCUCAGUAGAAUGGAGAAACUAUAACAGAUCUAAAUAUUAAUAUCAAAUUCCCUCCUGGUUAUUUAGAUGUAAUAAUUCAAAUCAAUCUAUAGUAAUUUAAGAAUCAAUUUUUGAAUACAUAGUAAAAUUAGUUAAAUUCAGAAAGAAAGUCAAUCGAAUAAGAUUGA
Molecule: messenger RNA, 724 nt
Organism: Paramecium primaurelia
Lineage: Eukaryota; Ciliophora; Oligohymenophorea; Peniculida; Parameciidae
Source: the annotation of a GenBank genome assembly